AUGACCCUAUCAGCGCUUCGGCAGUCAGCUAAGCGGAGGCAGUUGCUGUCGAGGCAGCCCACAUGGGCUCCCGACAACGCUGACCCAGAUCCACCAAGGGUCGACCCAGCGAGCCCGCUGAAUCGUCCCUGCCCAUCUCUGGCUACCGCAGUAGUCUGGAAAGACGACGGGACCUGGCUUCCACCCCCCUCAGCUUUCCACGAGCCACAAGGGAUUUGCCGACCCACUGAAGCCGACAUUGCGGAGGCGACUGAGGCUCUCCUGACCCAUCAUUCAUAA
Molecule: messenger RNA, 279 nt
Organism: Penicillium mononematosum
Lineage: Eukaryota; Fungi; Ascomycota; Eurotiomycetes; Eurotiales; Aspergillaceae
Exons: 1
Coding region: 1-279 (92 amino acids)
Source: RefSeq, a predicted model, not a curated record